Hyalella azteca is the source of this 2811-nucleotide messenger RNA. RefSeq lists its product as uncharacterized. The transcript has 11 exons. The record is from RefSeq and is a predicted model, not a curated record. Lineage: Eukaryota; Metazoa; Arthropoda; Malacostraca; Amphipoda; Hyalellidae. Gene Ontology annotation, cellular component: membrane. Bases 1 to 2811 code for a protein of 936 amino acids.
AUGUGCAUCAUAAGCGUCAUGUACGUUUUAGCGUCUCAGUCCGCUGGCGAGUUCGGGGAAACAAUUGGCGUGGAGCCGUUGGCUGAGUGCCUGCGACCAUCCGCAGCAUCAGCUCCGUCUGACUCGCCCAUCACAGCCCCGGCGCCAGCAGCAUGCGCAGUCACCGAUGCGGCACUAGCAGCCCUAGCGCCUGCUACAGGCGUGCAGAGGCGACGCAAGCACAAGCUACGGCGACGCUCGAAUAUAUCUCUGCACACGCGUGGCUCAGACUCAGGAUCAGACAAGGCAGGCGCGGGCAACCACCGCAUGAGUGUCUCAGCGUCCGACUGCGGUGCCUCCGUCGCGUGCUUGCUGCGCGGUAUCGUCAAAAGCUCUUCUUUCGCUGGGCACCCUCUAACGAUGCCUGAGCUGCCAGUCUCCCCAACAGCUACUCUAACUUGUCUACCUGACCACGGCUUCGUGUGCUGUCCCUCAGAUGUAACAGGAACUCAACGCCUAGAUAAAGUGCCAAAAUCCGUCCUAGCUAACGCCAAAACAAGCUGCCUUCUCCGCACCAGUGACGUGAACGUCCCCUUGCGUCCGCUCAGCUAUACCUUACCUUUAACUGUAUUGUCUUCCUCUAGUGAUCAAUCUGAUAAAUCUCUCCCUGGCAGCCCUCUGAAUAGUUCACUCAAAGAUACCUAUGGACAACAUUCUGGCCACGGACAUACUGGGUUCUCUUCCAAAGUGUCCUGUGACGCCGACCUUGCCGCUAACCAAGAAGAUUUGAGUUCGCAUUCAGAGCAAGCGUGGGACCCAUUCCUGGAGAACAAGUAUUUGAGCGAAAAUUAUUCUGAAGACUUGGAUACUGAAGCUGCCAAAAAAUUCCUGGAUUUCGGUGAUGAUUAUAGAAGAUAUAUUGACUCAGAUGGUGGAUCUUCAUUUUUCGGCGUGCCAAAACUCCGCAAUAUUAACAAGAGAGGAUACGAUCAAACUGGCUGUGCAAGUGAACGUAGUCUGCCAAGCAGUCGCAUUACAGAUUCCCUCGACAUCGAUGACACAAAUGAGCCCAUUGUAAAGCAACGCGACGAAAUCCCUUCAAAAUCCCCCGAGAAAUUCCAGAAAAGAGGAUGUGAGCAAAUUCCAGAGGACGUGAACGUGUCGGACGGAGUGUCGCAGUCGGACCAGGCCAGGUCACAAUGCAGUCAGGUUUCAGAAAAACGUAGCAAAACCAACGAUAAGUUAGAGUGCGGUAACAGUGAUCGCAGCAACAGAUCAGCUCGCAGGAACCGUGAAGCUGCAAGAGAGGAGCUGGACUCUGAUUCAGACAUCGAGGACGUCGUAAAUCUCAUCAAGGAAAGCCGCUCGCAUCUCGUGGUCGCUGAAAACGUCCUCAGCAAACACUCCGAUGAAGAGGCCUCUGUCCAUCUUAUGGACUAUGGCGAGGUUCUGUCACUUUGCUCUACCAACUUGACUGCCUUGCCUGACCUGCUGGCGCCUCUACAGCGCAGCGGCCGCGUGCAGCACCACAUCAGCGCUCUGAACGGUCUGAUCCAGAGAUGGGAGUCAGUACAGCAGCGCGCGUCAGCCCGGCAGCAGCAGUCUCAGCAGCUGCAUGCUCUGCACACGACCAUCAAGCAGCUGCACAUGAAACUGGACGCCCUACAGCAGCACUACACUGAGUCGGGUCAUGGAGCCUUGUCAGAUGGAUGUCAUUCCGCGUCAGCGGUCAGUGUUCCGUCUUCGGAGUCCGGCGCGAGCGCCGCCGAUGAUGCGUCACUUGGCACGAGGUCCGCCUCUACUUCUUCCCUCCUCAGCAAAGCCACCGCAGACGUGCACAGUUUACAGCAGCUCCGUGAUCGCCUCGCUAUAGCACAGGCGCGUCAAGACCGAUUGUCAGAGAUUCAGGAUGAGUUGAGUCAGCUUAGCCUCAACGUUCACCGUCACACGGUCGAUAAUUCGCACCAGUUGCCGAUGUUGCAAUACCAACUACAGCAUCUCUACCAGAAGGCAGAUCACCUUGCCAUGGAGGCAUGGAACAAACAAGCGGACGAGCUCCGUCGGUGCCUGCAGCAGGACGAUGCAGCCCUCAGUAGGUUGCAGCAUGCCGUGAAUGGUGGGCCUGCAGCCCUCAGCAAGCUACAGCUCCAGCAUGAGACAGAUGGCGACAGGGUUCCUGAGAGCUUCAGUGGCACCGCCAGGGGACUAGCGAAGCUAUUUGCUCAAAGCGGGGUUCCUCAAAACGGUGAAAGCGAGACGGGCUCUUCAUUAUCCCUUUACGGCAGCAACUCUCGUCUGAGCGACUCAGGCACGUCUGGCUACGAGUCUUGCUCUUCUGACGACCUCAGCGAGCGCGAACGGCGUCUCGAUGCCCUCAAGCGCCUUGCUGCUGAACUCGAGUCUACCUUGCACCCACACUCUCUGGCAUGGACCAACAUCAAGAAGACAAUUUUCACCGCUGAGAGCGAGCUCAGCAGCCUCCAGAAGAGGUGUCGGGAACUGCUCCUUAAAACUGCUGAACGAGUCGCUCCUUCUUCGGCCAGCGGUGCGCUGUGCUCCCGCUCCAGCAGACGCCGCGGCUCCGGAAACCAGUCGCGCAUUUGCAGAGGCAACAGAUCGUCGCCGAGCCGCGCAUCGAGGCUGGCAACACGCACUCCUAAGAACGGUUGGCUGUGGCGGGUAGUGCGCUUCGCUCUGCCCAUCCAGGCAGCUCUGCUCCUACUGCUCUGCGUGUCUUGUCUACUCGAGCCUUCAUGCUGUGAUACAUUCAAUAAUCUUAACUUGGACUUGGGACCACAAGUGCGCUUUGUUCAUGGGUUACCACCUGUCUAA